Molecule: messenger RNA, 888 nt
Organism: Centruroides sculpturatus (bark scorpion)
Lineage: Eukaryota; Metazoa; Arthropoda; Arachnida; Scorpiones; Buthidae
Product: low-density lipoprotein receptor-related protein 1-like
Exons: 5
Coding region: 1-888 (295 amino acids)
Source: RefSeq, a predicted model, not a curated record
AUGAUCCAAUUAGAACAAAUAUUAACUGAAUCAGUUAGUUUACAAAUUUUUUACUUUUUAUUAGGAAAUAUGUAUUGGAUUGAUCCUUCUUAUGAUGUAAUAGAAGUUGCACAUUUGAAUGGAAGUAAUAGAUUUGUUGUUAUUUCUGGGAACAUGGAUAAACCAAAAGCAAUAGUAGUACAUCCAUUCCAAGGAUUUCUUUUCUGGAGUGAUUGGGGAAUUUCACCAAAAAUUGAAAGAGCCAGAUUAGAUGGCUCUGAUCGAAAAGCAAUAAUUUCAUCAUCCAUUCAAAUGGUUAAUGACCUGGCAAUAGAUUAUGAUUUGGAUAAAUUAUAUUGGUGUGAUACACAAAUGAAUGUCAUUGAACAAUCUGAUUUGGAUGGAACUCACAGAAAAGUUGUGAUAAAAAGUGCUUCGUUGACAAGUCCACUUUCUUUGACAGUUUAUGGAGAAUACAUGUAUUGGAUUGAUACAAUGCAAGGAUCUAUAUUGAGAAUGAAUAAAAGUGAUACCAAUAGUACAAUUGUCAUGAGGAAGAAUCUUGGUGAUUCCUUAAAAGAUAUACAAAUAUUUCAUAAAAGAAAAAUGAAAGGAAACAAAGGAGAAGUCAAAACAAUGGACAAAACUUGGAUGUUCUGCACCAAAGAGGGCAGUUCCAUCUUCUGGAAAAAUCAUGACUGGUUUUCUGGGAUGAAAAAGGAAUUAUUCUAUAGUUUACUUUCAAAGAGUAAAACAAUAAUGGGAGAAUAUUAUGUUAACCUUUUAGACCAAUUAGACAAAAAAAUUGGAGAAAAGAGACCAGAAUUAGCAAAAAAAAAAUUAUCUUUCAUCAAGACAAUGCACCUGCUCACAGAAGUGAUUUUGCAAUCAGAAAAAUCAAGAAAUUGA